GUUUUGUCUGAGCAGCCUGGGCUCCGAUAUUCGCUGGUCGCUGCUUCCGCUUGAAACACGAUAUCAACACUAAAGAGCUUCGAGACGUUGUGUAUGCGGUCGAGGCAGGAAGGCCAGUAGAGUGGUCGUUUUCUUUGAAAAUCAGUCACCGCCGCUGCUUUGUUUGAGUCCUUCCUGAGACUACACGAGGAUGAGGGAGAGAGACCGACCCGCCGCCCAGAUCAUCGAUGGCCACCGGUUGCCGGGAUCCUACUCAGAAGAGGUUUACCGGAGCGGCCUCCGCUAUCAGCCGGAGGAAAGCGACAUUAUCCUGGUCACCUUCCCCAAGUGCGGCACUCACUGGGUGCUGGAAAUCGUCAAGGAGUGCUUCCGAGUCUGCAGGGGCGUCACACCGGGAUGGAGCUUUCUCGAGAGGCAGGGUCUGGACGGCAUUCUCAAGGCCCAGAGACCGCGAGUCAUCUUCACUCACCUGCCCUUUCACUUGACGCCUUUCUCGCCAUCCACCAAGUAUAUAUACGUGACCAGGAAUCCUAAAGACUGUUGCGUGUCUUUUUACCAUCACACGAAGGCAAUUCCCGGUUACUGUUAUCAAGAUGGAACAUUUGACGAGUAUUUUGAGCUUUUCGUCGAAGGUCUCACGGCCUUCGGCAGCUACUAUGAGAACCUACUAUCUUGGUACGCAAAGAAAGACGAACCUAACGUGCUGUUUCUCACAUAUGAGUCGAUUCAUGCUCACACAAAGAAAUCGGUGCUCAAGAUCGCUGGUUUUUUGGACGACCAACUCGCUAAAGAGCUUGCGGAAGACGAAGCAAAAAUGACGGCUGUAAUUGAUGGUACGAGCAUGGCAAAGAUGAAGAAGGAUUUGGAAGUAAUCUUCGUGAGGAAGGGUGUCGUUGGAGACUGGCGGAAUCACUUUUCGGUAGAACAGUCGCGGCGACUAGAGGAAAGGUUCUUCAAAGAAAUGGAGGGCACUUCUGUGCCAAGGCUUUGGGAUGGUGUGGACUGGCUUCUGGACCGGAAGGAAGUCGUUUAGAUGUUUAUGACCAGGUAGUGUGCUCGAACAGGAAUACUAAUGGUCCUGUCCCCACUGGCACAUCGGUGAACACAUUUUCUGUUGUAAUAUCAGUAUAAUAAUAAUAUUAGUAGAACAAUAAUAAUAAUAAUAUAGUCACAUACAACUUCUGAAACGCGGGACGUGGACAGUCGAAAGCAUCAUAUUAUCGCAUCUUAAAAAACAAGACUGCUCCAACUUGAGAGCCGAAGGACUAAGCAAGAAACGCGAAGGGUCACGCCGCGCAUUUGAUAAGAUCUGAGUGAAUGCAGUUCAGACUAAAUUCGCAUAUGUGGAUACUGUUCCAUGGGACCAAUAAAACAAAAAACCAAUGGU
Molecule: messenger RNA, 1387 nt
Organism: Ixodes scapularis (black-legged tick)
Lineage: Eukaryota; Metazoa; Arthropoda; Arachnida; Ixodida; Ixodidae
Product: sulfotransferase ssu-1-like
Exons: 2
Coding region: 191-1033 (280 amino acids)
Biological process (GO): sulfation
Cellular component (GO): cytoplasm
Molecular function (GO): sulfotransferase activity
Source: RefSeq, a predicted model, not a curated record